AUGGCUUCUUUCCCCGAGACCGACUUCCAGAUCUGCCUGCUGUGCAAGGAGAUGUGCGGCUCGCCGGCGCCGCUCUCCUCCAACUCGUCCGCGUCGUCCUCGUCCUCGCAGACGUCCACGUCGUCCGGGCAGCUCGGGCUCGGGCCGCCCUUCCCCGGCGCGCCCUUCUCCAUACUCUCAGUGUUCCCGGAGCGCCUCGGCUUCUGUCAGCACCACGACGACGAGGUGCUGCAUCUGUACUGUGACACAUGCUCUGUGCCCAUCUGUCGUGAGUGCACAAUGGGCCGGCACGGGGGCCACAGCUUCAUCUACCUCCAAGAGGCUCUGCAGGACUCCAGGGCACUCACCAUCCAGCUGCUGGCAGAUGCACAGCAGGGUCGCCAGGCAAUCCAGCUGAGCAUCGAGCAGGCCCAGACAGUGGCGGAACAGGUGGAGAUGAAGGCAAAGGUGGUACAGUCGGAGGUAAAAGCCGUCACCGCAAGGCAUAAGAAGGCCCUGGAGGAGCGUGAAUGCGAGUUGCUGUGGAAGGUAGAGAAGAUCCGCCAGGUGAAAGCCAAGUCUCUGUAUCUGCAGGUGGAGAAGCUACGGCAAAACCUCAGCAAGCUGGAGAGCACCGUCAGUGCCGUCCAGCAGGUCCUGGAGGAGGGUAGAGCACUGGACAUCCUACUUGCCAGAGAUCGGAUGCUGGCCCAGGUACAGGAGCUGAAGACCGUGAGGAGCCUCUUGCAGCCCCAGGAAGAUGAUCGAGUUAUGUUCACACCCCCUGACCAGGCGCUGUACCUUGCCAUCAAGUCCUUUGGCUUUGUUAGCAGUGGGGCCUUUGCACCUCUCACGAAGGCCACAGGUGAUGGCCUCAAGCGUGCCCUCCAGGGUAAGGUGGCCUCAUUCACUGUUAUUGGUUAUGACCAUGACGGUGAGCCACGCCUCUCAGGAGGUGACCUAAUGUCAGCUGUAGUGCUGGGUCCUGAUGGCAACCUGUUUGGGGCAGAGGUGAGUGAUCAGCAGAAUGGGACUUACGUGGUGAGCUACCGGCCCCAGCUCGAGGGUGAGCAUCUGGUGUCAGUGACCAUGUGCAACCAACACAUUGAGAACAGCCCCUUCAAGGUGGUGGUCAAGUCGGGCCGCAGCUAUGUGGGCAUCGGCCUCCCUGGCCUGAGCUUUGGCAGCGAGGGCGACAGUGAUGGCAAGCUCUGCCGCCCUUGGGGUGUGAGUGUAGACAAGGAAGGCUAUAUCAUUGUCGCUGACCGCAGCAAUAACCGCAUCCAGGUGUUCAAGCCCUGUGGCUCCUUCCACCACAAAUUUGGCACCCUGGGCUCCCGGCCUGGGCAGUUCGACCGACCCGCUGGAGUGGCCUGCGAUGCCUCACGCAGGAUUGUGGUGGCCGACAAGGACAAUCAUCGUAUCCAGAUCUUCACCUUUGAGGGCCAGUUUCUCCUCAAGUUUGGUGAGAAAGGAACCAAAAACGGACAGUUCAACUACCCUUGGGAUGUGGCAGUGAAUUCUGAGGGCAAGAUCCUGGUCUCAGACACCCGGAACCACCGGAUCCAGCUGUUUGGGCCUGAUGGAGUCUUCCUGAAUAAGUAUGGCUUCGAGGGGGCCCUCUGGAAGCACUUUGACUCCCCAAGGGGUGUGGCCUUCAACCAUGAGGGUCACUUGGUGGUCACCGACUUCAACAAUCACCGGCUCCUGGUCAUUCAUCCCGACUGUCAAUCAGCGCGCUUCCUGGGCUCAGAGGGCACUGGCAAUGGGCAGUUCCUGCGCCCACAAGGCGUGGCGGUGGAUCAGGAAGGGCGCAUCAUUGUGGCCGAUUCCAGGAAUCACCGGGUACAGAUGUUUGAGGCCAAUGGAAGCUUCCUGUGCAAGUUUGGUGCUCAAGGCAGUGGCUUUGGGCAAAUGGACCGUCCUUCUGGCAUUGCCAUUACCCCAGAUGGAAUGAUCGUUGUGGUGGACUUUGGCAACAAUCGAAUCCUCAUCUUCUAAUUUCAUCUGUUAGGUUCUGUGUUUGGGGUGUGUGCACGUGUGCACGUCUCUCUCCUUUUGAAUUUCAAAGAAGAAGCAGUCUCAGGGAAAUUUCUUUUUUUCUUUUUUUUUUUAUUUUAAAGAGAACAAGAAAAGUACAACAUUGCUUAAGUCCUACCUCAUCUUUAUUUUUUUACAGAUGAAUGUACUUAUCUUUUGUGCAGGGAUUGAGCCUGUGAAGUGAUAAUUUCUAUCUACCUCAUAAAUCUUUACAUUUCCUUCUCCAACAGGCCCUCUUCCCUUCCUCAGUGGAGUUCUCGUUUCCCUCUCCCUGCUGUGGGGUGUGAUAUGCACAAGCCUAGCAUCUCUGCCGCUGGGAGGGCACUGGAUGUGUGUGGUGGGGUGGAUUCUGUAGCUUGAGCCAAGGAAACACAAUAGGAGAAAAACUAUAAAAUGUGGGGAAAAUAGGAUUUAAAAUUCAUAAUGAUAGAAUAUUUGUGUUCUUGAGAAUAAUACUGUUGUUUUGGGGGUUAGAUUUUUGUUGUGUGGUUUGAUCUUUUUUGCGGGGGGGGAUCUUUUUUUAAAAAAUGCUGCAACAGAGGAAUUUUCCUUUGUUCUAUACAGUGUGUCUCACAUCUUCAGCAUCGUUUCUUAUUCCUAGGAAAUAUGGCUGUGGGCUUGCUAGCCAAGAAAAGCAGACCAUUCGUGUUUUAGGGUAUAUAUAUGAUCUUUCUUUUUCUUUUAAGGUGGGGUGUGUGUGUCUGUGUGUAUAUUUUAAAGCCAUCUUGCACCCAGAUAAAUAGUAAAGCUGAAAAUGACACACCACAUCGUAGGGAACCUAUUUUGUUCACAUUUUGGUUUCUAAAAAAAUAGAUAUAGCUCAGGAUUCUUAAUUAAAAGUGUUCUCAAAAGUUGAUUAUUUUUAUUUUGUGGAUUAUAAAGCGUUAAGUGGAUGGAAGAAGAAAAUGGACCUCAUUCUCAGAGGGUUUUCAGACAUGGACUGCCAUGCUGAGAGAGGAAGUAGAGGGCACUAGGGAAGCAUGGCACCCCCAAAUUAGAGAUUGUUUGGCAGGGGUGGGGUUGAUCCCUGACCUCAGAGUGAAUGUUCUAUAAUGCUAGGUGUUCUAUUCUCCUAAGAAGUAUAGGCAAAGGAAUAAAUUUUUAUUUUAAAAGCACAAUUUUUUCCUGCUUUGGAAAUUCAGGGAAAUAUAAUAUUUGAACCUCAAGUAAUGGGAGCACCCCAUUGUCAAAAACCCUCCGUGCAGGUCACUUUUAUAGGAUUGUUGUCCCCAGGCCAUCCUGUAGGGCAGACCUUAUGGCUAAGGUAAAUUUCCCCCAAGGCCAUUGAAUGUAAAGGAUGUAUAAACCAAAUCACCACCCAGAAAUGUGUAGGAUGUCCUGUCUUUUUUGAAACCUGUAACUUGGUACCAAAGAAUGAGUAUGUGUAAGCCGGACUCACACUGCGGGGUUGGGGUGGCUGGCAUAUGUGUCACUUUACAGGAUUGGUAUUUUGUGAGCCGGACUUGGGUACAAAACUUUAUGCUUCUAGGUAGUGUUUGCCUUUCAGUUGGAAAGCAGGAAUAGACGAAAAAUAAAACCCUGCUUAUUAGAACCCAUAUGGUGGGUCCUUCAUUCUCCCAUAUACUGAAAUAAGAACCAUUUUCUGGGGCAGCAGUCUUUAGGAAAAAGUGGCCUAGAAGGACAACCUCUGUUUGAAACAGUAAGUCCAAUGGAUCAGCUUCUGUUCCUGUGUGUUUGAGAGAUUUCUGUUGCAAAAACAGAGUUUUUAAAUGAGCAGAAAAAAAAAUUUCACAAAUGGAACAAUUUACUUUUUUUAAUCCAGAAAAGGGAUGGAUUAAUGUGACAAGUCAAUCAAACUGCCUUUCCCCACCCGCUUCUUUUAGACAUUUAACCUACCACUUUGGGAGAUCCUCUUUCAUAGCUGUAAUUCUAGGGUUUCCGAAUUACCAAAAUGGGGGGGUGUGUUUCACAAAGCAGAUCUGCACACAAUCAGAUUACGCAUAGUUGGGGGAGGAUCGUCAACUGCUUUUGAGCUGCUCAGUUCUUUGUUUUGCUUUUGCUUUUUUGCUGAGUUCUUAAUGGGGGAGGCAUGAUGAAAGCUUUGUUUGGUACAUGGGCCUUUUAGAACAUGUUUUUAGUGAAUCUUCUCUUAAUUUCUAGUCAGUUACCUUUAAUUUUGCCGUAGUCCAGUAAACAUUUUUACUGUUUUCUGUUGUUGGAGUAACUUGACAAUGGUCUCCCUGCCUCCCCUCAACUCUCCACCAGAUUUCCAUUUAAACACCGAAGAUAACUAACUAGUCUUUAAUGCUUAACAUU
This is a messenger RNA of Fukomys damarensis (Damara mole-rat), 4296 nucleotides long. RefSeq names its product tripartite motif containing 71 (gene Trim71). Gene Ontology annotation, molecular function: protein binding; zinc ion binding; ubiquitin protein ligase activity. NCBI's taxonomy places the organism in Eukaryota, Metazoa, Chordata, Mammalia, Rodentia, Bathyergidae. Gene Ontology annotation, biological process: protein polyubiquitination; proteasome-mediated ubiquitin-dependent protein catabolic process. The coding region runs from base 1 to 1980 and encodes 659 amino acids. The transcript is spliced from 5 exons. The record is from RefSeq and is a predicted model, not a curated record.